AACGAAUCCAAAAAACAAACCAAAUUGAAAUUAAAACCAAAAUCUUCGACUCCCAAACAACUUAGAAGUCAGCAGAGACCUUUUGUUCCCCGGCAAACCCCUCCGCUCUCUCUCUCUUCUUUUUAGGCGCCGGCUCUGCUAGAGAGAGAAAGAUCGAUAUAUAUAUAGAGAGAGAAAGAGGGAGAGAGAGGUUCUCGUUUUCAUGUUUAUAUAAAUUAUAUAGAUAUAUUCCGAAUUGGGGUUGAGCUCCGAUUGUGUGUGGUGGACAUGGACAAAGUGUUGAACAGGCUGCGGAACUUGGAUGCGUACCCUAAAAUCAAUGAAGAUUUCUUCAACCGAACUCUCUCCGGUGGUGUUAUCACCCUCGUCUCCUCCAUCAUCAUGCUCUUGCUCUUCUUCUCCGAGUUCAGAUUAUACCUCCACACUGUUACUGAAACAAAGCUUUUAGUUGAUACUUCAAGGGGAGGAACCCUUCGCAUCCAUUUUGACGUCACUUUUCCUGCCGUUCGGUGCUCAUUACUCAGCCUUGACGCCAUGGAUAUCAGUGGAGAACAACAUCUUGAUAUAAGACAUGAUAUAAUCAAGAAAAGAAUUGAUUCUCUUGGUAAUGUAAUUGAAGCAAGACAGGAUGGAAUUGGUGCCCCAAAGAUUGAGACUCCUUUGCAGAGACAUGGUGGCAGGUUAGGGAAGGAUGAGAAAUAUUGUGGUUCAUGUUAUGGUGCAGAAACGGCAGAUGAUGAUUGUUGUAAUUCAUGUGAAGAAGUUCGCGAAGCAUAUCGAAAAAAAGGUUGGGGUAUGACAAAUAUAGAUUUGAUUGACCAGUGCAAAAGAGAAGGUUUCGUUCAAAAAAUUAAAGAUGAAGAAGGUGAAGGUUGCAAUAUUCAUGGAUCUCUGGAAGUUAACAAAGUGGCUGGGAAUUUUCAUUUUGCUACUGGGAAAAGCUUUCAUCAGUCAAAUUUCCUGCAAGAUUUGCUGGCCUUUCAACAGGACAAAUACAACAUAAGUCACAGGAUCAAUAGGUUAGCCUUUGGAGACUUCUAUCCUGGAGUUAUAAAUCCCCUUGACGGGGUGCAAUGGGUUCAAGAAGCACCAAAUGGAAUGUACCAGUAUUUUAUCAAGGUGGUCCCUACUAUAUAUACUGAUAUUAGAGGGCGCACUAUUAAUUCAAAUCAGUUCUCCGUGACAGAGCAUUUCAAGAGUGCAGAAAUGGGUCUCUAUCAAUCUCUUCCUGGGGUUUUCUUCUUUUAUGACCUUUCUCCUAUUAAGGUGACAUUCAAAGAGGAACAUGCAUCAUUCUUACACUUUGUGACACAUAUUUGUGCAAUUGUCGGAGGUGUAUUCACAGUGGCGGGAAUAAUAGAUUCAUUCAUAUACCAUGGUAGAAGGGCUCUGAAGAAGAAGAUGGAAAUUGGCAAAUUCAGCUGAUACUUUUGACCAUUGUGCAUGUAUUGCUGCAGAAUCCUGGUUGGCUUUAGGCUAAUUGUUUUGGACGGAGGGAAACAUCGGAACUUAUGUCACUUGAGGGCCAAUGGCUAAAAUAUGAUUUUGUAAAAAUCGUUUGAUUAAUCGAUGUGGUUUUUUAACGAUGCCAUUGAAUCGACCUCUUUUCGGUCUCAGUUAUUCAAUUCUAAUUUAAAUUUUUUAUCAGGAUAUUUGCUCAAAAAACAGUGUAGUUUCAUGAGGCCAUGCUAAUGGUUAGACUUCCGAGGUAAUAUGUAUGAUACGGUUAAAGUGAACCCCGACAUUAAAAGCAUGGAAUGCUAUGGGAUGUUAAUUUUUUGGUGUUCA
Messenger RNA from Cornus florida, 1788 nucleotides. RefSeq lists its product as uncharacterized. Lineage: Eukaryota; Viridiplantae; Streptophyta; Magnoliopsida; Cornales; Cornaceae. Gene Ontology annotation, cellular component: COPII-coated ER to Golgi transport vesicle; endoplasmic reticulum. The record is from RefSeq and is a predicted model, not a curated record. The transcript has 13 exons. Bases 268 to 1425 code for a protein of 385 amino acids.